This is a messenger RNA of Sander lucioperca (pikeperch), 1386 nucleotides long. It is a transcript of the gene itgbl1, whose product is annotated as integrin, beta-like 1. Gene Ontology annotation, cellular component: focal adhesion; cell surface; integrin complex. Gene Ontology annotation, molecular function: integrin binding. NCBI's taxonomy places the organism in Eukaryota, Metazoa, Chordata, Actinopteri, Perciformes, Percidae. The record is from RefSeq and is a predicted model, not a curated record. Gene Ontology annotation, biological process: cell migration; cell-matrix adhesion; cell adhesion mediated by integrin. Bases 202 to 1371 code for a protein of 389 amino acids. The transcript has 8 exons.
GACUAAUCAAAUGCACUUGUAUGCAGAAAACUGUUGGCCUCUAAAGGGAUUGAGCCAGUUCAGGCCAGCCUGCUGCUCUUUCUCUCCUUCUCUCCUUUUCUUUUCCGUCUCACUCUCUCUUCCUGUCCUGUCUGUUUAAGGAGAGAGAGAUUGGGAAAUUCCUUCAAGCUACUUUACUUCAGGUUUCUGUGGGAUUUAAACAUGCACACUGAGAUUUUGGUACAGUCCAUGUUGGUGCCGUUGUUUCUGAUUCUGCUCUCUACCGUGGAGGACACUUUGUUACAAUCGGUGAGCCAGGUGGGUGGUGUGUGUAAGCUGUCCACAGAGUCAUCCCUGCGCCGCUGCAGGACACCUGAUGGCAAGAUCUGCAGUGGGAGGGGCAAGUGUGACUGCGGCAUCUGCAUCUGCGAGGCCACAGAUCCAGGGAAGUUCUACGGUCCACGCUGCGAGUGCCACGACUGGGUCUGUGCUACACAUAAUGGGAAAACCUGCAAUGACCGUGGCUACUGUGACUGUGGACCGUGUGAGUGUGAUGAAGGCUGGUUCGGAGAUGCCUGUCAGUUCCAAGAAGAGUGUAACCUACCUGGCAAGAAGAGCAAAGAGCUUUGCAAAAACCCACAGGGGGUGGUAUGCUCCAACAGAGGCACAUGCCACUGUGGAAGCUGCAUGUGUGACAACAGGGGUCUGGUGACGGGGCGUUUCUGUGAGUGUGACGACAGCGAGUGUCUGGACGAGGACACCGGAGAGGUGUGUGGAGGCCAUGGCCAGUGUUACUGUGGAAACUGCUACUGUGCUGCUGGUUGGCACGGAGACAAAUGUGAAUUCCAGUGUGACAUCAGCCCAUGGGAAAGCAAGCGGAGAUGCACAUCACCAGAUGGCAAAAUCUGCAGCAACAGAGGGACCUGUGUGUGUGGGGAGUGUAACUGUUAUGAUGUAGAUCCCUCGGGCGACUGGGGAGAUAUCCAUGGAGACACCUGCGAGUGUGAUGAGAGGAACUGUCAUGCAACCUACGACCGAUACACAGAUGACUUCUGCUCAGGUCAUGGCCAGUGUAAUUGUGGCAGGUGUGACUGCAAAGAGGAAUGGGCUGGGAAGAAGUGUGAGCAUCCUCUAUCCUGCUCCCUGUCUCUGGAUAGCAGUCUGAAGAAGUGUCGAGGAACGUCCAAUUUGCCCUGCUUCGGACGAGGUCAGUGCCAGUGCGGACUGUGUACUUGCUACCCACCUGGGGACAGUCGUGUUCAUGGCAAAAACUGUGAGUGUGACGACCGUCAGUGCGAGGACCUCAGCGGAGAGGUCUGUGGAGGUGAGAGCACACACACACACACACACACACACACACACACACACACACACACAUACACAUUCAUCUAAUCUUUGUGUCCAUUA